This is a messenger RNA of Meloidogyne enterolobii, 270 nucleotides long. NCBI's taxonomy places the organism in Eukaryota, Metazoa, Nematoda, Chromadorea, Rhabditida, Meloidogynidae. The record is from the annotation of a GenBank genome assembly.
AUGCGAUAUGCGACAAAACAUCCAUCUAUUGUUGAUGCUUUAGUUUUGAUUAAUCCAAUUUCACAAAAGGCUGGGUGGAUCGAAUGGUUUUACCAAAAGGUUUUUUUAGUUUUUUUUCAAUUAAUGUGGAACACCCUUAUUUAUUUUGAAUUUUAUUUGGCCAUCGGGACGAGGAGCUGCCCAAUCGAUGCCCCCUAUUUAGUAUACCCCUCGGUAUUAGAGAUCGUGAUUUUUGAAAAGCUUGGGCCUGUUCUUAGGCUUUGGGUUUGA